CAUUCAGUUUGGCAAGUCCCAGCCGGUGAACUGUAUGUAGUUUUAUCCUCACAAGAGGAGGGAUUGGGAAAGCCCUUUCCCAUUCUCCCCACCCCUCUGUAGAAGGAGGAGAUGGAGUCUGAUGCCUGAAAACUUGUAAAAGAUGUGUACUGUAUAUAGAGCACAUAAGAACAGAAAUCUCAUUUAGAACAUGGGUUUCUGAUUAAAAACUCUGGAGGAGCAUUAAAGGAAGAAAGAACAUUUGUCUGCAGACUUUUCUCUCCCCUCACCAGCAGCCCAUGGAAGCAGAAGACAUGGGGAAUUCAAAGUCAGACAAGAAAAGUUUUGCUAGUAGAACAAUUAAAAUAGCCCUAGUUAUCCUCAUUUGCAUCACAGGGAUUCUCGCUCUGCUGCUCUUACUGGUAACUCAAGGACUUAUUCACUUCCACAAGGAGAAAUUUUGUUUAACUCCAGAAUGCAUUGAAGCUGCUGCUCUUAUUCAAAACAAAAUGAAUCUUUCUGUUGAUCCUUGUGAGAACUUUUUCCAGUAUGCCUGUGGUGGCUGGAUAGAAGACAAUCCCAUUCCUGAUGACCAGUCGAACUAUGGAAUCUACCCAUGGCUGAGGAAUAACGUUGAUCUUAAAAUUAAAGCACUUUUGGAGAAGCCUUUAAGCAAGAGACGAGAUUCAGAGUCUGCGCAAAAGGCAAAAAUAUUUUACAAGUCUUGUAUGAAUGAAACUGAAAUAGAGGAUGUCGAUAUGAAGCCACUCAUAAAACUAUUGAAACAUUCGUCUCUUCGCUGGCCGGUACUAGAAUCUAACAUUGGAAGUGAAGGAAAGUGGUCAGAGAAAAAGUUUAAUUUUCUUCAGACUCUUGCAGAGCUGCGGGGGCAGUACAGUGUUUCAGUUUUCCUGCGUAUCUAUGUGGGGACAGAUGACAAGUUAUCCAAUAACUUUAUAAUAAAGUUUGAUCAAGCAUCUCUGUCAUUACCAUCUCAUGAGGAUUACUUUGAUAACAGUACUUCUGCACAAAGACAAAGAGAUGCACUAUUUCACUUCAUGGUUGAUGUGUCAGUUUUACUUGGGGCCAAUAAGACAAAAGCAGAAUCUGAUAUGAAAUCAUUGAUUGAUCUGGAAACUAAAUUGGCUCUGAUUACCAUACCCCAUGACAACAGGACAAGUGAAUCUUUAUAUAACAAGAUGAAUAUCUCAGAGUUGAGUACUAUGAUUUCACAGUUUGAGUGGUUAAACUUCCUGAAAAAAGUAAUCGACUUCAAACUUUACCCCAAACUUAAAGAUAUUGACUCGUCAGAACAUGUUAUUGUUCGAGUACCACAAUAUUUUAAAGAUUUGUUCAGGAUUCUAGAGUCUGAGGACAAAAGGACUAUUGCAAACUACCUAAUAUGGAGAUUUGUGUACUCAAGAAUUUCAAAUCUUAGUAGACGGUUUCAAUUUAGACAGCUGGAAUAUGUACGGGUUCUCCUGGGUACAAAUUCUUUGGCAGCUCGUUGGGACAGAUGUGUAAAUUAUAUUGAAAAUGCACUUCCUUAUGCUGUUGGGAAGAUGUUUGUGGAUGCUUACUUUCAAGAGGACAAAAAAUUAAUGAUGGAGGAAGUUAUUGAAGGCAUACGCUGGGCAUUCAUUGAUGUGUUGGAGAAUGAGAAUGACUGGAUGGACGGAGAAACCAAAAACAAGGCCAAGGAAAAGGCAAAAUCUGUCAUGGCAAAAGUGGGAUACCCAGAAUUUAUAAUGAAUGAAACAUACAUAAGCGAAGAGAUUAAAUCUUUAAAAUUUUCAGAGUCAGACUAUUUCGGAAACAUACUGCAGACACUGCACUUUCUAUCACAAUCUGAAUUCUACUGGCUAAGGAAAGAAGUUCCUAAAAAAGAGUGGUACACUAGCCCUACCACUGUUAAUGCCUUUUACAGUGCAACUACAAACCAAAUUAGAUUCCCAGCUGGAGAGCUUCAAAAACCUUUCUUUUGGGGAACAGAAUACCCACGAUCCCUGAGCUAUGGAGCAAUAGGAGUAAUUGUUGGCCAUGAGUUCACACAUGGAUUCGACAGUAAUGGUCGUAAGUAUGACAAGGAUGGAAAUUUACAUGCGUGGUGGACUACGGAAUCAGAGGAAAAAUUCAAAGAGAGAACUAAAUGUGUUGUGGAUCAGUACAACAGUUAUUACUGGAAGCAAGCUGGCCUGCACGUAAAAGGAACAAAGACUUUGGCAGAAAACAUUGCGGAUAAUGGAGGAAUGAGAGAAUCCUUUCGGGCAUACAGAAAAUGGAUUCAGGAUAAAAGAGGUGGAAAAGAAGAAGUGCUUCUUCCUGGCAUAAAUCUUACCAAUAAUCAACUCUUUUUCUUAAGCUAUGCCCACGUGAGAUGCAACACCUUCCGACCUGAAGCGGCAAGAGAGCACAUCAUAAAUGGAGUACAUAGCCCACCCAUGUUCCGGGUAAUUGGUGCAAUGAGUAAUUUUGAAGAAUUUCGUAAAGCUUUCAAUUGUCCAGAAAAUUCAUUAAUGAAUCGUGGAAAUAAUUCAUGUCGAGUUUGGUAGAAGUGAAGGCACAUUUUAUAUAAUAGAAGGACUGUUAUAUCAUUUGAAAUUUUUGAAACCAAAGAGGACUAUCCAGUUGAAUUUCUUAAAGCUAUCUUGAAGAUUUGGAAGUAAAUGUAAUGCUGCUUUAUUAAUGGUCAUUUAUAUACACUAUCAGUCUUGAAUUAUAAUCUGAUUUGAAUAAAUGUAUUUUUAAUUUGUACAAAAUAGAAUUUAGAUCAAGAUUAGUACAGAGCAAAGUUUGCUUAUACAAAAAUUCACAUAGGGAACAAACAUGUAUGCUGUCCAGUGGCGACCUACAUUUUUGGGGCUUGAAUUGUAAUGCCCCUUCACAUCCAGCAAUAAUAGAGAAACAUGCAACAAGGCCCUUGCAAGGACAGCACCCCUGGCUCCUUUUCACCUUUCAUCGCUCCCAGCCUAGGACAGGCCUCCUUGGGCUCUGCCAUUCCUGAGAAUUUCACAAAGAGAAGUUCUGCAGACUGUCGGAAAUUGUAGUUUAAAACGGAUACAUGUUUUGCGCUAUUUGCAGAGCGCAAAUCACAGAGCUAGACUAAAACUCCCAACAGCCUCCGUGGUACUAAGCUAAGCGCAUCCAAGCUGCUAUGCUGUACUACAAUCCUGGUUGUCAUGGUGUUAUUGGUGAUGAGCUGUAACCAUACAGAAAAUAAAAAAAACAAGAGGUAAAAAUCUGAUUUUUGGUGUUAAAAUGCACAAGUGAGAAGAGUGAUGAUUCUAUCACAAAAAUAACCUUAUUUUAAUAACAUUCACUAAUAAAACUCCUUCCAUUUUGUUGAAAAUGUACUCAAAAAAGUUUCUUCAGGGCCCUUCUGGGAUUUGGAGCCCUGAAGCUUAAACUUCAUUAUUUUCACAGUAGAUUAACCCCUGAUGCUGUCCUUGAAUAUUGUGGCAAAUUUGUGAACUGCAUUUAAACGGAUAAAAAACAAACAGUUAACUGAUCAACUUUAGUAGGUUUCAAACAAACUGUAGGCAACCAUUAUAAUGUGGGCUUGCAUACAUACUGUAAAUUGUCGGUAAAUGAGAACUGACUUUAACAAACUACAGGAAAGUUAAAAACAAUAUUUAUUAGUGGCCCAAAAACAAUAUUGGCGUUGCAGUCAACAUAGAAACCAAAUCUGUAUUUAAUUUUUAGUCAAUUUAUUAAAAAGUUGAAAAAUAUGUGACGUGCAUUCUUUUAAAGAUUGGUGUAGAAUGUGCUUAGUAGGAGGUACUGUACAUAAAAAAAGCUUUAUCAUAAUUUUUAAAAUAAAGUUGCAUUGCACACAGUACAGUUAGGGCAGGCAAUUAAAUUAUGAGAACUAUGCAGGAAAUUCACAGUACAAUAAAUGAACAAAAAUGGCUUCUUUAUAUGUAAUUGAUUUACUCCCUUUACAUAUAAUACUAAAUGUUUUAGGGUACUUUUGAAUGAAUUUUUUAAAGUACUAAAAGUAGAUUUGUGUAAUAAUUGGUUGAUGGAGAAUAUAAUUCCAAGGCAGGAACUAACAUAAAUGGAAAGGGCAUUUGGGAAAUUAAAGAGAGAAAGAAUAUGAUUUAUGGGCAUAUCAAUACUGAUAUAUUAACCAAGGGAAGUAGUCACAACAAGAGAAUUGUCAGGGAGGCACUCGAUAUACCGGCUGUCGGGAUCCCGGUGCUCAGCAUACCGGCGCCGAGAUCCCAACAGCCGGUAUACCGACAACUAUUCUCCCUCUUGGGGUGUCCACUACACCCCUGGUGGGAGAAUAAAUAGCGUGGCAAAUGCAGUGAGCCCACAAGGUGCUCUUUUGCGCUUGUCCUGUUGCCAGCAUUCUGGCGAUUGUGAUCCUGGCACCGGUAUGCUGGGCACUGGAAUACCGAGUGCUGGCCAAACAUAGUACACCCGAAUUGUCAGGGUCUGCAAUCGAUAGUUAUUCAGGCAGAUGACAAUACCAGGAGUCAAAGGAAAAGAUGCAACAGACUAUGAGGCAUAUUUAUCACAAUCCGCAAAUUUAACCUCAUUAUGGAUACUGGCACAUAUGAGUUAAUUUACUUAAUGGUUAUUUUUAAUUGCAAAACCUUUUGAAGUCUGAAUGUGUAUUUAUAACUAAAUUAGUAAAUAUCUAAAACUAUUUUUUCUUAACUUGAAAUUUAUUGUCUUUUCAAUAAAAUGUAUAUAAAAAAUCUUUAAAUUAUAUAUCUCUAAAAUUAAAAAUUUGUGCCUGAAGAGGUUAAUAAGGAUUUGGUAAAUAUUUUUUUGCAUCUAUUUGCACUGUGAAAACUAAAAUUUUCACAGGAAUGUACAAUUCUGUUCGUGCUGAGACGGGCUCUGAUAAAAGCCAGUUCCAGCUAUGGGCAAUGCUACCACUCUGCUUCCCGAUUCAAUGUAUAUGGGCGUACUACACAUGCAUGGCCAUUGACCAGCAUAUGUGUUAGUGAGGGGACAUGGUCAGGGAUCUGGAGGAUCCUGCUAUGAAAAAUCCCCUUUACAGUAACCCAAGGGCUACCAGAGGCUAACCCCAUCUUCAGAUGUCACUAGCUAUUGGGGCCUAUCUCCAGAAUGCUUCUCACUCCAGAACUUAAAUCUACAUUGCAGUCCCCUUGCUUUAUGGUCAGAAAUGGGAGGGAUGUUUAGAUAUCAGAGAUAUCUGCUGUGAUGACUCCAAUGGUACAUCUGGGAAUCCCUUAUAUUAAAUGAUAAAUAGGCUAUUAACAACAAGACUGUGGCAUGAAUAACACAAAGAAAGAGAAAGAAAGGGCUCUGUUACCAAAACACUACUGACGAAAUUUGCUCUUAUUGGGGAAUUACAGCAGGGCAAGUUGUGGUAACAGGACAUGACAAGAAACAAGGGAAGGUGUUAACAAUAAGAGAAGAAAAUGGAAAUUGGCUAAUGUAAACAAUGGAAUUGAUAAAAUAAGAUACACAACACACAGAAAAAUACAAAGACAGAAGGGACAAAGGCUAGAACAAGCACUAAAGGGGGGUACACACGGAGAGAUCCGUGUUUAAAAUCCAAGCAAUCUGACUAGAUUGCUUAGAUUUUAAGCACGGAUCUGCCGUGUGUAUGCCCCCCAGCGAUAGCGAUGCGUGGCCCCGCGCAUCGCUAUCGCCGGUGCUAGAUUGAGCCUGCAUGCAGGCUCAAUAUAGCGUGUCGCUCACUUCACCGCUGUGUGAAGUGAGCGGCCCCCUGUUCCCCCCCCCCGUCCGUCUCGCUCAGCACAUCACACUGUGCUGAGCGGGGUAAGAGAUGUGUGCUGAGCGGUCUGUGUUAAGAUCGCUCAGCACACAUCUCUCCCGUCAGUACCUCCCUUUAGACAAAGAAGCAGCAAGUUCAGGCCCAAUGAUAUAAGGUAAGUAUGUACAUAGGGACAAGCCACAAAAUGCCCCAAAACCCCUAAUGUACCUAAUGUAACAGACUUUACACACUUCUGCAUUUUAUGAUGGAUUGUUAUCCUUAAACUGAAAUAUAACUCUAUAUAUAUAUAUAUAUGUGUGUGUGUGUGUAUAUAUAUCUAUAUAUAUAUAUUUAUAUAUAAAAACACACAUAAAUAGAGACACGUGAGUUGUAGGAUUGACUAAAAAUUGGAAGCUUUAUUUAAAAUGUAACCAGUAUUGUGACAAAUUAAGGAAAGAUCAGCUAUCAGUAUUGCCACUUGACCAAUGCAAUUGGCUUCAACAAGCAUUUACUUGGGCCCACUGUUUUGGUGACAACAACAAAGCCAGACCUCCAUGCCAGAUCCAUCUGGCAUGCGUUGCUGACCCCAAUAUGAUGACAUUAGGCUUACCUGUGUAUUGAAGGGUAGUCUGCAGUUCUUUCCAGCUACAAACAAACAACAAAGACAACAACUAAUGGAGGGAGGUUGGGAAUUUAUAGGAAAUGAGUAAGCCUAUGACCACAGAAGACACAAAAUAAAGCCUUCACCACCUAGUACCUUUACACCCACUAGACCCCAUAGGAUAGCCUUUUGUCAAACAAAAUUGUAUCGGACAAUUCCCAUCUUUUAUAACAACCCAUAUUAAUUCCAAUAUCUGCUCCAGUUUUGGGGUUUAAACACUGCCAAACCAAACUGUAAAUCUGUUUCCUGUGCUUCAGACAUUCACAUCCUAAAAUAUUACAUCAUUUAAUUUUUAUACCUCACAUGUUUUUGUUGAAAUGGCAUCUCUUCUGUCUUUAAUAAAUAUUAUAACAUAACAUAUAGACAGAGAUUUUCAUUGUGCUAAAAUGCGUAAAAUAUAUUGAUCACAGUUAAAGAUGAUUUACAAAGCAGACUUGUGGAAAUGUUUUCUAUCAUUUCUAUAGAAUGUCACUAAAUUCCAGUUUAUCUAAUCCUUACCAAUGUGGGCCAGCACAAAAUAUUCUGCCAAUAUACUGUGUGAAAUUGGCUCUCAUAUACCAUGAGAUUUUGGUGUUUAGAGGAUUUUCACCAACAGACAUACUGUAUUUCGCUUUUAUGGCACAUAUUCUCCUAAAAUGUCUAUAAAAUAUGUAGCUUUAUCUUUUCACCUUCUUUCUGUGAUUUGCACCAACUAAUUGCGAUGUAUAGCAUUGCUUUAUGGGAAAGUGUUAGCUUCCUCAUUGACAAGAGGAAUUCCUGUAGUGUAUGGGUAAUCUAUAAGUGCUGACUAUAAGUGAGACCAAAAACAAGCUCCUAUGAUUAAAAAAAAAGAAAACAAAAACAAAAAAA
Pseudophryne corroboree (corroboree frog) is the source of this 7187-nucleotide messenger RNA. RefSeq names its product phosphate regulating endopeptidase X-linked (gene PHEX). Bases 279 to 2531 code for a protein of 750 amino acids. Gene Ontology annotation, cellular component: plasma membrane. Gene Ontology annotation, biological process: protein processing. Gene Ontology annotation, molecular function: metalloendopeptidase activity. NCBI's taxonomy places the organism in Eukaryota, Metazoa, Chordata, Amphibia, Anura, Myobatrachidae. The transcript is spliced from 22 exons. The record is from RefSeq and is a predicted model, not a curated record.